AUGCCCGCGUGCUUCGACGACUUGUUCGGCGGAAAGCGACUGGACGUGAAAAUAUCCGCAAUAGAUGACGUGGCAGCGCGAGACACGUCAGCGGCCGCCCAGAUAUGGCUCCACCCUUCAGGGAUGACGGCUGAUGACGUGGCCGCGGGAGACAUGGUCGCGGUGGUGUGCAGUGAUCCCCAAACCGCGCAGCCAAUCCCGCCCCUCCAGCUGGCACAGGAGGCUCUACACCUUGCAACGCCCGAUUGGACGCAGCAUCCUGAUUGGCCGGCGAUUGCCGCCCAAUUACCGGGACUGUACUACGCGUUGGCUACUGUCUGGCCGGCGCCUAAGAUUCCCAAAUCCUGCUGCCGCCUCUCUUGGCAGCUAGCGGACAGCCUAGGCCGCCCGGAGGAAAGCACCCGCCUUUUUGUCUUCACUCUCAAGGCCGGGCGGCAACAGAAUCUGGGUCCUAAUUUGCCACAAGUGCAUGGUGAACAGGCAGUCAUGCAGCCAAUUCCGUGCGGACAGCUGGCGCUGACGUGGCUGGAGCCAUUGGCUUGCAGUGCUGGUGCUGAUGGGGACAGGUCAGCAGCAGCAGGCGGGGAGGGAGAAGGAGGGGAAGCAGCGGACGCAUUGCAAAGAACACCAGAAGGGGAGGAGAAGGAAAAAGUGGAGGAGGAAGGGGAGGGGAGGGGGGGAGGGGCAGCGGCGGUGGCAAGGCGGGUGGCGGGGGACUUGAGGGGAAUCACGCUGGGGUCGGUGGGAGGGUUGGUGGAUCAGAAGAGAGCGCUUAAGGAGGCCGUGCUGCUGCCCCUCCGACACCCGGACCUCUUCCACAGAUAUGGCCUCAUGCCCCCACGUGGCAUUCUGCUGCACGGGCUGCCCGGCAUGGGCAAGACGUCGCUGGUUCUCACUCCACCCCACUCACCCAUUUCUCGUUUUGAGGCGCCUCAAAACUACACCCCACUCCCCCCGUUCUCUCUUCUUUCCAUCUGCUUCACCCUGCCUAUCGUCACCACCAGGUACGGCAUCAAGCCCCCGCGGGGGAUAUUAUUGCACGGGCCGCCCGGCACGGGCAAGACGUCGCUGGCUCGGGCGGUGGCGGCGGAGGCUGGGGCAGCGUUGUUUGUCAUCAAUGGGCCGGAGCUCGUGAGCGAGUUCUUUGGGGAGAGCGAGGAGGCUCUUAACGAGGUGUUCUCUGCCGCCCAAGAGGCUGCCCCCUCCAUUGUGAGUGGUGCGGUGUGGUGCAGUGUGGUAUGGGGUGAUGGUAUGGGACAGCCAAAAUGCAGUGUGGUAUGGGGUGAUGGUAUGGGACAGCCAAAAUGCAGUGUGGUAUGCGGUGAUGUGUGGUAUGCGGUGAUGGUAUGGGACAGCCAAAAUGCAGUGUGGUAUGGGGUGAUGGUAUGGGACAGCCAAAAUGCAGUGUGGUAUGGGGUGAUGGUAUGGGACAGCCAAAAUGCAGUGUGGUAUGGGGUGAUGGUAUGGGACAGCCAAAAUGCAGUGUGGUAUGCGGUGAUGGUAUGGGACAGCCAAAAUGCAGUGUGGUAUGGGGUGAUGGUAUGGGACAGCCAAAAUGCAGUGUGGUAUGGGGUGAUGGUAUGGGACAGCCAAAAUGCAGUGUGGUAUGGGGUGAUGGUAUGGGACAGCCAAAAUGCAGUGUGGUAUGGGGUGAUGGUAUGGGAUAGCCAAAAUGCAGUGUGGUAUGGGGUGAUGGUAUGGGACAGCCAAAAUGCAGUGUGGUAUGGGGUGAUGGUAUGGGACAGCCAAAAUGCAGUGUGGUAUGGGGUGAUGGUAUGGGACAGCCAAAAUGCAGUGUGGUAUGCGGUGAUGGUAUGGGACAGCCAAAAUGCAGUGUGGUAUGGGGUGAUGGUAUGGGACAGCCAAAAUGCAGUGUGGUAUGGGGUGAUGGUAUGGGACAGCCAGAAUGCAGUGUGGUAUGGGGUGAUGGUAUGGGACAGCCAAAAUGCAGUGUGGUAUGGGGUGAUGAGUACCUGGCUCACUGCAUGGUGGCGGCCCUUUUCACCACCCUGGAUGCCGCCUCCUCACCCGUACUCCCCUCCUCACCCGUACUCCCCUCCUCACCCCUCCUCAUCCCUCCUCACCCCCCUUCACCGCACUGCACCAUCCCUUCCCCAGGUGUUUAUAGACGAGUUGGACGCCAUAGCCCCUGCCAGGACCCAGGAUGCGGAGGAUCUGUCUCACCGCAUGGUGGCCGCCCUCCUCACCAUCCUUGAUGGGUCCUCUUCAAGUCCAGGAGAGAGAGGGGGGGGACGAGGAGAAAUAAGUGGAAGAGGCAGAGGAGGAGGAGGAGGAGGAGGAGGAGGAGGAGGAGGAGGAGGAGGAGGAGGAGGAGGAGGAGGAGGAGGAGGAGGAGGAGGAGGAGGAGGAGGAGGAGGAGGAGGAGGAGGAGGGGAUGAGGCGAUGGGAAGGAAGGGAAGGAAGGCGGUAACGUUGGGUAAAUGGGUGGUGGUGAUCGGGGCGACCAACCGGGUGAAUGCCAUUGAUCCAGCACUCAGGCGACCGGGGAGGUUCGACCGAGACGUGGAGAUCGAUAAUCCCAUCCGAACCACACUGUUCUUCCUUCCAGGCAUCCCCACUCCUUCCGACCGCCUCGCAAUCCUCAGCACCCAUCUGUCCCGCAUGGCGCACGCGCUGUCACCCGAAGCCGUCCACGUCAUCGCCAGCUCAGCGACGCAUGGAUUUGUGGGCGCUGACAUCAGCGCGCUGUGCUCCGAAGCUGCUGUGGCAGCCCUGAGACGAAGCGUGGGGGAGAAAGAGAGGCAGGGAGGGGCGAGACGAGGGAAGGAGGGCAAGGAGGAGGGCAAGGAGGAGGGCAAGGAGGAGGGCAAGGAGGAGGGUAGACAGGAGGGUGGAGAGGAGGGUAGGGAGAGAGAGCAGCGCUGUUCUGCCGAUAGUGGGGUUACGCGCGGUGCAGAAGUCUCGUGUGCGGUGCAGCUGGCAGUGUGUGAGGAGGACUUUGAAGUGGCCCGGCGACGCAUCCGGCCCAGCGCUCUCCGAGAGGUGGCAGUGGAGGUGCCAACAGUGCGGUGGAGUGACAUUGGAGGGCUGGAAGGCAUCAAGCAAAGACUGAAAGAAGCAGUGGAGUGGCCGUACACGCGCGCACACGAGAUGAGAGCCAUUGGCGCCACACCCCCGCGUGGACUUCUGCUCUACGGACCCCCGGGGUGCAGCAAGACUCUCUUAGCUAAGGCAGUGGCAACAGAAGCUAGGCUCAACUUUCUCGCAGUCAAGGGUCCCGAGCUGCUCUCCAAGUGGGUGGGCGAGUCCGAACGAGCCGUCCGAACCUUGUUCUCCCGAGCCAAGGCGGCAGCUCCGGCGAUCGUGUUCUUCGAUGAGAUAGAUGGGCUGGCAGUGGCACGCAGUAAAGCAGGUGGAGGAGCGUCGGGAGGCGUGGGGGACCGUGUGAUGACGCAGCUACUGCUCGAGAUGGAUGCCCUCACCCCUUCCACUCAGGUCACAGUGAUUGCAGCUACCAACCGCCCAGACCUGUUAGAUCGAGCCCUCCUGAGGCCCGGCCGUUUCGACCGCCUUCUGUUCGUCCCGCCGCCCGACCUUGGCGCCCGGGAGAAGAUAUUUGCGCUCUGCCUGCGUGGCACGCCGCUGCAUGCUGACGUGGAUGCCCUCCAGCUCAGCUGCCAGCUGGCGGUGAGGAGCGAGGGGUACACGGGCGCUGACAUCACCGCGAUCUGUCGAGAGGCCAAGCUAGCAGCGCUGGAGGAGGACAUAUGCGCAACCUGUGUUGGGAUGCGGCAUUUCGACAAAGCACUUGGUACAGUGAAGAAGAGUGUAUCACCUCUAGAAGCUGCGUUCUAUGCCAACUUCCAAAGAGGUUGA
Messenger RNA from Closterium sp. Yama58-4, 3837 nucleotides. NCBI's taxonomy places the organism in Eukaryota, Viridiplantae, Streptophyta, Zygnematophyceae, Desmidiales, Closteriaceae. The record is from the annotation of a GenBank genome assembly.